Hyposmocoma kahamanoa is the source of this 589-nucleotide messenger RNA. RefSeq lists its product as uncharacterized. The coding region runs from base 89 to 589 and encodes 166 amino acids. The record is from RefSeq and is a predicted model, not a curated record. Lineage: Eukaryota; Metazoa; Arthropoda; Insecta; Lepidoptera; Cosmopterigidae. The transcript has 3 exons.
AAAUGUAUUUAUAAUAAGUUUUGUGACAUAAUAAAAGGUUAAAAAUGAAAGCAUGAACAUUAAAUGUUUCAUAAAAUAAAAAUGAGAAAUGUCACAACCGUAUAAUAUUAACUGGGUAGUUCACCUAGUCUCAAAAAUCAUAUUUGUUGUAAUCGUUGAUGGUAUCUUGUUCUACGUGUGGCAUGAUGUGAUAACGCCUUUAUAUCAACAAGAGUUGUUCAAAUGGCCACCUCGGUGGUUGCGAGGGGAUGCGAAUCCGUUCUUACAUCCAAUGCAGCUGCCUGCCUAUUUUCGCACAUGGAACAUACGAAAAAAGCGACGACUCCGCAAAAAUAGACCUGUACCACAUUCCACUCUGGCAGUCGAGGCCAUGACAGCAAUGAUUUUCAGGGACACCGAACUAGAAGUCCAUGAAUGUCCAGCGGUAUGUCACCUGGUCCUUCCGCCCGUGAAAAUAAAACCAAAAAAGGUGCUGGAAGAAAGUCCUUGGAAAGACAUAGCAUCUAUACCUUGUGAAAAAGACUCGUUGAAUGAAUUGUCCAUGUAUAAAAAAUUUCUUGCCAGUUUUCAACGCAUGCUGAUUAAAUGA